AUGGAAGAUUCUAAUUACAAAACCCUCCAAAUCAAGCGGAAAUCCCCAAAUUCAAGAGUGUUUAAUCUGGUAAUCAAUCGCCCCUCCCGCGGCAACGCCCUCUCCGCCGACUUCUUCACCGAGUUCCCCGCCGCCCUCUCCUCCCUCGACCGCAACCCCGACGUCGCCGUCGUCGUUCUCUCCGGCGCCGGGAAGCACUUCUGCACGGGGAUCGACCUCCACCUCCUCAAUUCCAUCACUCAUGACGCCGCGGAGGAGGGGCGCACUCGUGAGAAGCUCCGUCGCGAGAUCAAGUCGAUGCAGCAGGCCGUGACGGCGGUGGAGGAGUGCAGGAAGCCGGUGAUCGCGGCCGUCCACGGCGCGUGCAUCGGCGGAGGCGUGGACAUAAUCACGGCGUGCGAUCUGAGGUACUGCACGGAGCAGGCGGAGUUCUCGGUGAAGGAGGUGGAUCUGGCGAUCACGGCGGAUCUCGGGACGCUGCAGAGGCUCCCCGGCAUCGUCGGGUUCGGGAACGCGAUGGAGCUGGCGCUCACGGCGCGGCACUUGUCUGGAUCGGAGGCGAUGCGGCUAGGGCUGGUGUCGCGAGUCUUCGGAGAUAGAGAAGCGAUGGAGGAAGGGGUGGCUGAAGUGGCCGAGGGGAUUGCUGGGAGAUCGCCGCUUGCUAUAAUCGGGACGAAGCGGGUGUUGAUUGAGGGCAGGGACAUGGCGUUGCAGCAAGGUUUGGAUUAUGUUGCCACGUGGAACUCUGCGGUGCUUCUCUCUGAUGAUUUGAGGGAAGCACUUUCUGCUCACCUCCAGAAGAGGAAACCGUUGUUUGCUAAGCUCUGACUUGUUUUAUUCUUGUCAAUCUAUUUUUACUGUAUUUCGUUAUCUAUCUCAGUAUUGUGAUGCAAUCUCACUUUAACAAAGCUAAACAUUGCACUCCA
This is a messenger RNA of Salvia hispanica, 926 nucleotides long. RefSeq names its product delta(3,5),delta(2,4)-dienoyl-CoA isomerase 1 (gene DCI1). Gene Ontology annotation, cellular component: peroxisome. Gene Ontology annotation, molecular function: delta(3,5)-delta(2,4)-dienoyl-CoA isomerase activity. The record is from RefSeq and is a predicted model, not a curated record. Lineage: Eukaryota; Viridiplantae; Streptophyta; Magnoliopsida; Lamiales; Lamiaceae.